GUUUUGAAGUGAUAGACAAAGCUAUUAGGGACAUACUCGACUUCUCUUGGUGAAAGUGAAAUUGGAUGUCGAAUGCAUGUAGGUUAUACGCAAUGCAAAAUAAAACUGAGUUUAUCUGCAAAGAGGAAAAGGAACUAGAAACUAUUCAGAAAUCGACGCCUGAAAUGAAUAUAAAUAUCAAAGAUCCCAUUGUAUGUGAGUCAUGCUUCCAUUCUCCGUGCAGUCACAGCAGUUUCCUAGAAAAUUGCUUACAAGAAGAAAAAGUUAGAAGUAGUUCAGCCACAAAAAGUCAAAUAGAUACGUUGCCAUCUGAUUUAUUCAUUAAGAUUGAACACCCGGACAUUGAAAUCAGUAUUAACGAGAUGGAAAUGCCCAUCAAAACUGAAUGUGUUGACAUAAAGCCGGAAUAUGAGGAAAUGAGGAACACGUCACCGCGGUGCUCCGAUAAUGGAUCAUUGGCAAACAGUGACUGUAAAGAUGCAAAAGAGGAUGGAUGUAAAUAUGAUGUAGGCAAAUACAACGAAUUGCCAGACACGGACACUACACAACAACCAAUUUAUAAAUGCGAUGAUUGCAACUACAAAUCAAAGAAUAAGAGGCUUUUUAUCAAACAUCAGUUGGCACAUAAGGAUCCUUUGCAAGUGCAAACGUACAGGUGUUACAGUUGCGAUUAUCAAACCAUGUACAGGGAUUAUAUGAUACGGCACCAACUGAAGCAUAAAGAUCCUUCACAGGUUCAAAUGUACAGGUGUAACAUCUGCAAUUACGAAACUAAACUAAAGACAAACAUCAAAAUACACUAUCUGAAGCAUAAAGAUCCUUCACAAGUCCAAAUGUACAAGUGUGACGUCUGCGAUUAUGAAACCAAAUAUAAGGGUGCUGUCAAACAGCACCAACUGAAACAUAAAGAUCCACCUCAGGUUCAAAUGUACAGGUGUAAGGACUGCGAUUACGAAACUAAAUACAAGAGGCAUAUCAAACAGCACGAACUAAAGCAUAAAGAUCCUUCACAGAUUCAAAUAUACAAGUGUAACGACUGCGACUAUGAAACUACAGACAGGAGUUAUAUCAAAAAGCACGAACUUAAACAUAAAGAUCCUUCUCAGGUUCAAAUGUACAGGUGUAACAUCUGCGAGUACGAAACUAAAUUAAAGACAAACAUCAAAAUACACCAUUUGAAGCAUAAACAUCCUUCGCAAGUCCAAAUGUACAAGUGUAACGUCUGCGAUUAUGAAACCAAAUAUAAGGGUGCUGUCAAACAGCACCAACUGAAACAUAAAGAUCCAUCUCAGGUUCAAAUGUACAGGUGUAAGGACUGCGAUUACGAAACUAAAUACAAGAGGCAUAUCAAUCAGCACGAACUUAAGCAUAAAGAUCCUUCACAGGUUCAAAUGUACAACUGUAACGACUGCGGUUACGAAACAAAAUACAAGUACGACAUCAAACAGCACCAACUGAAACAUAAAGAUCCUACGCAGGUUCAAAUGUACAGGUGUAACGAUUGCGAUUACAGAACAAAAUACAAGAGAAAUAUCAGACUGCACCAAGUGAAACAUAAAGAUACAUCUGCGAUACAAAUGUACAAGUGUAACGAAUGCGAUUAUGAAACUAAGUACAAGGCGAAUAUCAAACAGCACGAACUGAAGCAUAAGGAUCCUUCAGAGAUUCAAAUAUAUAAGUGUAACCACUGCAGUUAUGAAACUAAAUACUGUAGUCAUAUCAAAAGGCACCAACUAACCCAUCGAGAUCCUUCCCACAUUCCAAUAUAUAGGCGUGAGGACUGCUGCUAAUACUGAAGUUAUAUCAAACAGCACCUACUGAAAAAUAAAGAUCCUUCACAGGUUCAAAUGUACCUACAGGUCUAACGACUGCGAUUAUGAAACAAAAUACAAGAGUAAUAUGACGUGUCACAUGUUGAAGCAUAGAAAGGCUUCUUAUAUUCAAAUGUAAGGUUCUGAUUUGCUAAAAAUUAAACUCUUA
Molecule: messenger RNA, 1980 nt
Organism: Anoplophora glabripennis (Asian longhorned beetle)
Lineage: Eukaryota; Metazoa; Arthropoda; Insecta; Coleoptera; Cerambycidae
Product: zinc finger protein 142-like
Exons: 4
Coding region: 66-1790 (574 amino acids)
Biological process (GO): regulation of transcription by RNA polymerase II
Cellular component (GO): nucleus
Molecular function (GO): DNA-binding transcription factor activity, RNA polymerase II-specific; RNA polymerase II transcription regulatory region sequence-specific DNA binding
Source: RefSeq, a predicted model, not a curated record